This is a messenger RNA of Solanum lycopersicum (tomato), 513 nucleotides long. RefSeq lists its product as uncharacterized. Gene Ontology annotation, molecular function: nucleic acid binding. The record is from RefSeq and is a predicted model, not a curated record. NCBI's taxonomy places the organism in Eukaryota, Viridiplantae, Streptophyta, Magnoliopsida, Solanales, Solanaceae.
AUGAUUUACAAGCAUCGAGGUUGGCAUGAUAUGUUACCAUAUGCUUUAUUGGGAUACCAUACGAUUGUCAGAACAUCAAUUGGAGCCACUCCAUAUUUGCUAGUAUAUGGAAUAGAAGCAGUCAUACCUGCUGAAGUCGAGAUACCGUCUUUGAGAAUCAUUUCAGAAGCUGAGUUAAGUAACACUGAAUGGGUUAGCAAGCAGAUUGAUCAACUAACUCUUAUUGAUGAGAAGAGAAUGGUUGCCGUCUGUCAUGGUCAAUUAUAUAGGCAAAGAAUGGUUCGUUCCUUUCACAAGAGAGUAAGAGCCAGAAUUUUCAAAGUAGGUCAGUUGGUUCUUAAGCGUAUUUUUCCUCAUCAGGACGAGUACAAAGGAAAGUUCGCACUAAACUGGCAAAGUCCUUACAUGGUUCAUAAAGUAUUAUCUGGAGGUGUUUUGGUCUUGUUAGAGAUGGAUGGCAUCGUAUGGCCUAAACCUAUCAACUCGGAUGCUGUCAAGAAAUACUACGUGUGA